This is a messenger RNA of Monodelphis domestica (gray short-tailed opossum), 5843 nucleotides long. RefSeq lists its product as uncharacterized. Lineage: Eukaryota; Metazoa; Chordata; Mammalia; Didelphimorphia; Didelphidae. Gene Ontology annotation, molecular function: DNA-binding transcription factor activity, RNA polymerase II-specific; RNA polymerase II transcription regulatory region sequence-specific DNA binding. Gene Ontology annotation, cellular component: nucleus. Gene Ontology annotation, biological process: regulation of transcription by RNA polymerase II; embryo development. The record is from RefSeq and is a predicted model, not a curated record.
AAGAAAUAGUAUAUUUUUUAGAGGUUUAUUAAAGGAUAAAGAUUAAAGAAUAUACAAGUAAGAAACAUGUGCCUAGGCCAGAGGUCUAGACAAAAUAACCUCACAUCACGCAAGAGAUACGCCUGCUCCAAAGCCGAAGUCCAAAAAGAGCCAAGAGCCCCCUCAAAAGCCUUUGAAUCAGCUUAAAUACCUUCUCGAUCUCGGCCCAGGUGAGAUUACAAGGCAUUCUGGGGAAGUGGAGCAAAGGCUCAUGGGGAUUGUAGUCCUGUAUUCGAGUCUGUUUUUUACACACAUCAACUGGUUGCUGAAAACAUAAAUUUAAGAACUGUACAAAGUUUUCUUGAGUCUUGUUACUGGCAUGUUUUGGCAGCCUUAAGUAGGGAAUCUCUACAAGUCACUUGGAGCAAGAAAAGCAAAUUUUCUAGGAGAAGUCUUCUCCAGACCUGUCUGGAGAACAUGGCCCAUUUCCAAAUUUCCAAGGGAAAGUACUCCAGGGACGGCACAGCUGCUAUUCAAAAGGAAAUGGGUUGACUAAAUAGAAAUUGGGCCUGGAUCCCAAGGAGACUCAAUGUUAUAUAAUAUUGAUAAUCAUUAUUUAUAACUCUUUUGUUUCAUAGUGUUUGUGUUUGCCCUAACUCCUUUUAUUAUGUGGGGAUCAGGGCAUUUCUCUUGUAACUUUUCAGUAAACUGAAAGUCUGUUUCUAUUAACCUCAACUUACCAAAACUUGACUUAGGACCUAAUAACAUCAACUGUCUGACUUUCUUCUGGUAGAAAAAAAGCAAAGGAAAUUUUGAAGUUCCUUGAAAUGAUUUAGUUAUUACCCUAGUUAACUGUAUCAGAGGAUUUCCCUGACCCUCCUUUUCUUGAUUACUUUGGUCCUAUAUAAAUCUUCCCUCUUAAAACAGUCCAUUGUGAGUUCUCUAAAUAUAGUUUAAUCUAUUAUCUGCCUUGGUUUACCCUCAGAGUCAUUUAAUGAGGUUCAUCUCCUUAAGGGAUGUAUGAGAUUAUGACUCAAUUGUUUAUUCAUCUUUUAUGACAUUGAAAGGAACAUGGGAUUAUGACUUUUGUAAUACUCAUGGCCACAGUACCCUCAUUUCCUACUGUAAGCAUUUACAACUCCUAAGACUUACUCCAAUUGGUCCCUCUAAGAGACAGUGGGGGAAAGCUGGAUGCCAAUUUGACCCUUACCCCUCCUUAAAUGAAUUAUAGCAAGUUCUAGACAAGAUGGAUAAUGAGGAUGCUUCCAUUUGUUCAGGUUGUUUUGAUGAACUCCCCUUGAGAUCUUAACUUAGCUUUUGACUUCUAUAAUUAUGCGUUCACUUAUAUGACAAUGUUAGGUUUGGGAAAUCCCAAUCAGCUUCACAAGCUUAAGAUGGGGUCAGUCUGAAAAUGAUCUGGUGGUUUUAGUGGACUGAAAGCUUAUCAUGAGGACUGGACAAGGAAAAAAGUUAAUCCAGUCUUAGGCUGCAUUGAGAAAUGCAUAGCUUUCAAGGAAAGCCUUACAAGGAAGUCAGACAGUCAAGGCUCUUGACCGAAGUCUAUGCCAUAUGAGGACCAGUUGAGAAAACUGGGGGUGUUCAGCCUAGAGAAGCAGGAUGGAGAGACAUGAUGACUGUCUUCACAUAUCUGAAGGCUUCCACGUAGACAAGGCAUACUUUGUUUAGUUUGGAGGACAGAACUAUAGGGGAUGAGGAGGGAUCACAGAGAGAUAAGCUUAGGUUUAAUGUCAGUAAAAUCUUGAUAAUCCAGGUGACAGAGUGGACAAAGCAUUAGGUCUGGAAUCGGGAAGUCCUGAGUUCAAAUCUAACCUUAACUUUUAGGUAUAUGACUCUGGUCAAGUCAUUCAAUCCCUAUAUGCCUCAGUUUUCUCAUCUAUGAAAUGGGGAUGCUAAUAGCACUUACUUCCCAGGACUGUUGUGAGAUCAAAUGAGAUAAUGAUAAAGAGCCUGGAACAUAGCAAAUGCCAUGAAAUUGUUAGUUAUUAUCAUUAUAAUACCUCUCCCCAAAUGGGAUGGAUUGCAUCAGGAGGGAGUGGGUUCUCUCUCAUUGGAGGUUAUUAUUAAGCAAAGGCUGGAUGACCACUGACUGAGGAGGCAGCCUGGAGUAGGGAUUCUUCUUCAGGUUUGGGUUGGACCAAAUGGCCGUUGGAGUUUCCUUCCCAAAAGAAAGUUCUGUUCACUGCAGUGACCAGCCAUUGUUAAUGGAUGAGGGUGACCCCAUUGCUGUUGAGACUUCUGCUAGGGCUCCAGGUGGGCUGGACACUCAUGCCCUUCAUGACUCUCCUCUGACCACAGCAAGCCCCAUUAGGGUAUUUGAGACACUUGGUGUCAUAACAGAGUUCUGGGCUUGGAAUCAGGAGGACUUUGCUUCAAAUCUGGCCUCCUACACUUACUAGCUGUGUGAUCUUGGGCAAGUCACUUCAUCUCUGUCGCAGUUCCUUUGGCCAUAAAAUAGGGAUAACAGCACCUACCUUUGCAGAGUUGUUGUGAGGAUCAGAUGAAAUACUUGUAAAAAAUGGGUCAGUGCAGUGGCUGGCACAUGGUAGGCACAAUAGAAAUGCUCAUUCCUUUCCCUUCCCUUUAAGGUUAGGAGAGGCAUGACUGGAGCUGUCAGAGGGCCAAGUCCUGGAGAAGAUGAGUCCCCUUUUUUUUAUCCUGUGUACGGGCCUCUACACCCCUGGUGGGAAUCACCUCAUGUUCUUCUCUUUUGGGGGUUCCCAUACUGUCCAUGGGCCCCUUUUCCUGGUUUGUUUCUCUUCUCCACAGCAGAGCCCCAAAGGGAAUGAUGGCCAGAGUCCCUCUCUCUAUCUACAUAUGUAUAUCCUUGGGCAGCUAGGUGGUACAGUGGAUAGGUCAUCAAGCCUGGAGUUGGGAAGACUGGAAUUCAAAUAUGGCCUCGGACUCUGUGUGACCCUGGGCAAGUCACUUAACCCUAUUUGUCUGUUUCCUCACUUGUAAAAUGAGCUGGAGAAGAAAAUGGAAAAUCACUCCAGUAUCUUUCCCAAGAAAACCUCAAAUGGGGACAUGAAGUCAGACAUGACUGAAACAAUUGAACGCCAACGAUGUGCAUCUAUAUCUUAUCCAACUAACUUCUUUCCUCCUAAGCUAUUCUAGCGAAGAGAUGAAUUCCAGGACAGGAUUUGUGGAUGGAGAGAAAUCUUCUUUAGUAGAUGGCUUUCUACAAAGUCCCAAUCUACUUUUUGUCUCCAUCUGGAAACCAGAAAGAUUCAGGGGUUCACCGGAUGAUAGUCAAUGUCCAGAGGGAUCCUCAGUCUCAGAGGUCCUCUCAGACCGUCCACUCCAGGAGAGCUGACAAGAAGUCAUCUGGCAGUUUCACUCUCUCAGCUCAUCUGUGUUCCUUCUGGCAUUUUCAGCCUUUCUUUGCCCUUCCCCCAUUUGGGCUCUUCUUUUGCAUGCUGGAUCUGAUUUUUCUCUCCUACAAAUCUAUACCUAUAGCAUCUAUCCCUUCAUCUGUCAUUAUAUCUACACACACACAUGUAAUACCUGAAUAGAAGUCUAUACGUACAUCUAACAAUAUUCAGCUGUGGUUCCUCAUGAAAUGAGCACAUUCCAUCCCAAGGUUGCAAAUGAGGAGGCUCCCCUGUCCUCCCAGCCCAGAUUGAGCCUCAGUUUCCCCAGAUGUAAGCUGAGGCUGCAGGACUCCAUUUCCUAUCGGCUCCCUUCAGGGGAUCGCUCUGUGACCCUGUACGAAGUCCCUGCCUGGGGCUGAAGGGCCUGGAAGUCUCCCGCAGCUGCCAGAAGGGCUGAGCUCAUCCCGCCCCCAUCUCUCUGCGCCAGCGCGGGGGGAGAAUCUCCCUGAGGCCCCCGCACUGUCUUAGGGCCCAGAAGAGCCUGGAACUCCGCACGCCUGACGCCCCGGGACGCUUUUCUUUCCCCUCGGAACCCCCGAGACUGCAGCGCGGCGCCUGGAGCCACUGUGGAGGGGCGGGGAGGGAGGCGGGACUCACCCGGGAGACGCGGAAGGGAGGCGCAGAAGGAGGGGAGGAGGGAGAGAGGGGGGAACAGCUCCACAGGGCUGGGCGGGGCAAUCUAACCUGGGAACCGGGCGGCGCAGAGGCCUCCGGGAAACCGGAAGUGAAGAUCAUACCAGUUCCACCUUCUCCUCCUCCACUUCCUAAGCUUUUCCCUCUGUGGCCCAAUAGCCGGUGGUGGAACUUCCUCCGCCCCGCGCCUGCAGCCUCGUUUAACCCUUACAGAGACAAGGCUGGGAAAAUAUGGAGGAUCUUCACCAGAUGGACUCACUGGGGCUACUUUGCUGCCUCUACCGGAAGCCUGGAGCCUCAGAGAUGGCCUUUGAGAGGGACAGACUCCCAGACCAGGAGGUGGUGACCUUCAAGGAUGUGGCUGUGGAUUUCACUCGGGAGGAGUGGCGCCUCUUGUCCCCUCCCCAGAAGGAGCUGUACAAGGAGGUGAUGCUGGAGAAUGCCCGGAACCUGCUCUCUGUGGGGCUUCCAGCUUCCCCAGAAGAUGGGUUCUCUUAUUUGGAGCAGAGGGAAGCCCCAUGGAUGCUGGAGCAAGAAGGCCUGAGGAGCUUCUGCCUAGGUGGAGAGAUCGGACCUGAAAUGAAGGCGAGUCUAACAGAAGUGAGCCCUCCUGUAGAAGAAACGGACUUACAAAGAUUCAUGAGUGAUGGUCCCAAUAACAUUACUUCCAGAGAAUUCUCUGUUGUGUCUCAAAAUUCAUCCCGUAUUGAACAUAAAAGAAGGCAGACUGGGGAGAAACCUUAUCAAUGCAAGCAUUGUGGAAAGACAUUCAGUCAGAGCUCCAAUCUUGCUCGACAUCAGAGAAUCCACACUGGUGAGAAACCUUAUGAAUGCAAACAAUGUGGAAAUACAUUCAGUCUGAGCUCUGAUCUUGCUAGACAUCAGAGAACCCACACUGGGGAGAAACCCUAUGAAUGUAAGCAAUGUGGAAAGACAUUUAGUCAGAGUUCCAAUCUUGCUUUACAUCAGAGAAUCCACACUGGGGAGAAACCUUAUGAAUGCCAGCAAUGUGGAAAGACGUUUGGUUGGAGUGGUACUCUUGCUAGACAUCAGAGAAGGCACACUGGGGAGAAACCUUAUGAAUGCCGGCAAUGUGGAAAGACAUUUGGUCGGAGGGAUCGUCUUGCUGAACAUCAGAGAAGGCACACUGGGGAGAAACCUUAUGAAUGCCAGCAAUGUGGAAAGACAUUCAGUCUGAGCUCUGAUCUUGUUGUACAUCAGAGAAAGCACACUGGGGAGAAACCUUAUGAAUGCCAGCAAUGUGGAAAGACAUUCGGUCAGAGGUCCCAUCUUGCUGUACAUCAGAGAAGGCACACUGGGGAGAAACCUUAUGAAUGCCAGCAAUGUGGAAAGACAUUCAGUCAGAGCUCCCAUCUUGCCUUACAUCAUAGAAUCCACACUGGAGAGAAACCUUAUGAAUGCAAGCAGUGUGGAAAGACAUUCACUCUAAGCUCCAAUCUUGCUAAACAUCAAAGAAGGCACAAUGGGGAGAAACCUUAUGAAUGUAAGAAAUGUGGAAAGAUAUUCACAUUGCAGCUCCAGUCUUGCUAUUGUGUGGAAAAAAUUCCCCCCACCCCCCUUUCUGAAGCAACACAAAUCAAAAGAUAGCAAAUAAUGUUGUGGAUUUCAAAUAUGAAAUAAAAUUAUUGAUGUUCCAAUGACUUUAGUGAAAAGCAUUAUCAGAAUAAUUGUCUUACAUAGAAAACGACCAUGUAUCUGUCAGUUUGACACUGUGGACUGAUUGCACCCAGAGGCCAGUGUAACAACUGAUGCAGUCACACUUAUUUCUACAAUUACUAAACCCUUCACUUACAUAUUAAAUCUUAUGCCUAUUUUGCA